Messenger RNA from Branchiostoma belcheri (Belcher's lancelet), 3857 nucleotides. RefSeq names its product transmembrane protein 184B-like. Gene Ontology annotation, molecular function: transporter activity. Bases 81 to 872 code for a protein of 263 amino acids. NCBI's taxonomy places the organism in Eukaryota, Metazoa, Chordata, Leptocardii, Amphioxiformes, Branchiostomatidae. Gene Ontology annotation, biological process: transport. The transcript has 6 exons. The record is from RefSeq and is a predicted model, not a curated record.
UAUGUUUUCCACAUACAGCUUUUGUGAUCUACAACUUCCUGAGCCUGUGUUACGAGUACCUGGGAGGGGAGAGUCAGAUCAUGUCUGAGAUACGAGGCAAGCCUAUCGAGUCCAGUUUUUUCUACUGCACAUGUUGCCUAGCAGGCAGACAGUACACCAUCGGAUUCUUGCGCUUCUGUAAACAGGCCACCCUGCAGUUCUGCAUUGUGAAGCCUGUCAUGGCCAUCCUCACCAUCAUCCUACAGUCAUUCGGCCUCUACCAGGACGGAAACUUCUCGCCGACCAGUGGGUACCUGUACAUCACCAUCAUCUACAACAUCUCCAUCAGCCUGGCCCUGUAUGCGCUCUUCCUCUUCUACUUCGCCACCAAGGACCUGCUGGCCAUGUACGACCCUCUGCUCAAGUUCUUCACCAUCAAGGCUGUCAUCUUCCUCUCCUUCUGGCAAUCUGUCCUGCUGGCCAUCUUUGAGACUGUGGACAUCAUCAGCCCCAUCUACUCGGAGAACGGGAAGGAGCGCAUCGGGACCGGCACCGUGGCCGCCGGCUGGCAGAACUUCUUCAUCUGCAUCGAGAUGUUCUUUGCCGCCAUCGCGCUACGCUAUGCCUUCCCUCACAAUGUGUACACAGAUGACCAACAUGACCUUGAGCGCCGAGAGCCCAUGAAGAGUAUCUCCAGCAGUCUGCGUGACACCAUGAACCCCAACGACGUGAUCCAGGACACUGUGCACAACUUCUCGCCGGCCUACCAGCAGUACACGCAGCAGAGCACCUCCGACAAGGAACUGGACAAGCCUCGCAACGGCGGCCACUUCGGGCGCUCCUCGUCCACCAACGAGAAGACAAUGCUGCUCAGCUCGGACGACGAGUUAUAGACGCGGCGGAGGCUGAGUGACGCUGCAAUGCCUUCCCUGUUGUAUCUUGAUAAGGAGGUGUUCAGAUGACAAACACAUCACUGCAGUUGGGAUGUUGUUGGAUUCUUUUAGAAGGUACUUUUCAUGGGCCAAGAGAAACUAUGAGCCUAGAUGUAAUUCUAUUGGUUUGUUUGUCUCAUUGUUUUAAUGAUUGUUGAUAUUUAGAACUAGUACAGAAAGGUGGCUGGGAAUGAUACAUUAUAGCUACAUAUAACAUGGCUAGGAACUAAGAACAGAGAUGAACAUGUGCAUACAUGUUGACAUAUAUGUAUGCUAUCACUGUUUAAAAGGGAUAGUAGUCCUUAAUAGAAGAAAAUUUUGUUGCAAAAAAAAUUAUGGUCCAAUUAUUGUUCCAUUGCUGUUGAGUGAGUAAGACAUCAUCAGAGGCUCAAUGCUUAUUGCAGUAUCACUGAAAGUAAAAUAGUAUGAAACCACCUGAUUGCCAGCUGGGAGUCUGUGGUUAACCAUCCCAUGCUAAGGUAGCCUUUGGCUACAUGUUGUACUCGUCAAGGGAUAAGGGAGUACUGACAUGGUGAAGUGCCACACAUACAUGUAGGAGGUGUGGAGGUGGUUAGGCUCCUUAGUCUUACAUCUAUUUUCCAAAGUCAAUUUGUCAAGCCAAAUGCUCAAAGAAGCAGAAAUGUUUUGAGACCAUUUAUAACGGGUGGUGUACAUGUAGCAAUUGGAAAUCAUUGUCAUGUCAGUGAUGAAUCCUUUAACUUAGGCUUCAUCAGUAUGUGCAUUGCUUUAGAUCAUGGGUAGUCAAUUCUUCUUCACACAGAAAAGGCUGGUUGUAAUCAGAAAAAGUUUUUGAGAAUAUCCGCAGUAAAAGUACCCAAAGUUCUGUAGAGCAUGCACAAACAGUCAGUUUACAUUGUAUUUUUUUAUGGUAGGAUAUGUCAUACACUUCAGUCAUAUUAAGUCUGAAUACCAGUGCUACAGGAAAUAUGAUGCUGUUUGAUAAUGGCCAGUGGGAAUGUGCUAUGUUCCUGGGUGCAGAGGUGCACCAGUAUUGAUGUACACAAGUAAAUGCAGCCACAUUUGUUCUAGUGUGCUUUGGUGCAGUUAUGAAGACGUAGUAUGAUUUGAGUGGGAUCAAUUUGCUUCUACGUGUUGAUGCUGUACAGUUGUUUUAAAUGUUUUAGUGAAGGGAUGUUUUUAAGCUUUAGUCUAGAAACUCUGCCAAAGUAAUGUUAGUGGUUAGUUUGCUCCAAGUAUGUUGUGAAGUACUCAGUGCAGUUGACUUUAAAAUGCAGGACCAAAACUAACAUUCCUUAACUACAACUAUCUUUACCUCAACCUUGCACUAAGCUCGUGGAAAUAUAUUGCUGCAAGACAAUGGUUUAGUUUUGUUUGUUUGGUUUGGUUUCAAAAUAGUGUAACAGUUGUUUUGAUCAUAAUGAUUUGCUUGUAACAUCUGCUUGAUCAUGACAUCAUGUACCACACAUUGUAGGUCAAUUUGCUUCACAGAUUUACUGUGGAAAACAUAUACUGGGUAACAGUCUUGGUAAAUGCCAGUGCAAGUUAAGUGAACAUACUGUAAUUUAUUACUAAGGGGCUUCUGUACCAGUACUGAUUGUAAAACGUUCAGCUACAGUUAACUGUACUUACUUUGAAAUAUAGUGAGAUUCUGUUGUACAACUUAGAAGUGACUGCUAAAUUGUUAUGCCACUGGUAUUAUGUGCCUAGGCAUUACAAUCUAUAUUCAAGCAAAGUGUUGUAUUACUAUUAGUAAGUUGAGAAAUGAAUGCCUGUUCCUUGGUAUGGCAUCAGUAUAGUAGCAAGCCCCAAAUGACGUAUGUUACCUAACAUUAAACUGUUCCAUGCAGGGGCACUAUACUCAUGUAUAGCGAGUACACAACUGUGUGCUCCCUUCUUUCGAUAAACAUAUCCCUGGUCCCCCACUGUACUUAAUGUAUGCAGUGUAGAAUGUAAACUUGUACAUAGUUAGUUGGUGCACUUUUUGCAGACUGUAUUUUCUCCCUUGUAUAGAUGUAAGCAGCUGUUGGAGAUCUACUAUCUCUUACAAAGACCAAAUUUUACAUUAUAACCAAUGGCUCUGAUGUACCAAGUCCUAUAUGAUGUAAGAACCAAACAUUAACACAAGAUGAUGCACUGUAUACAGACCUCAUGAUCCAGGGCUUGAAAUACUGGGUGCAUAUGCACCUUAGUGCAGGUAAAACUGCAGCUGUGCCGGUACAGUUUCUGAUGUCAGGGUGCACCUAAUCUGAGCUGGCCCAUGUGCUGGGUUCAUAUACAAAUGUAGGUGUAUGCAGAUUUUUAUUUGCUCCAUUCACUUUAACCACCUAUGAAGUAUAAAAGAAAUAAUGGCAAUGGUUUGUGAACAGUUUUAGUAUGAUCCAUACUUCCCAAAGUGUGAGUGGUGCAGGUAAAAUUUGUCAGGUACAGGUAAUUUUCAAUGUUACCUGCACCAGUGCAGGUAUGCAGAAAAAAGUAUUUUGAGCCCUGUGAUCUGAUCCAGACCCGCCGAGUUAUGUGUACAUGUUAUAUCCUUGACUGGCAUCAAGCAUUUACUGUUAAAUUAGUGCUGAAAACGGGACUCUAGUGAUAUAAACUGUUUUGUUUGUUUGUUUGUUGGGUACUUGUUAGUGUAAUUGUCGCUGUGCUUUGGUACCCAAUUAUGAUACUGUGAUGUGAAAGAUAUAUGCGGAUUGUAUUGAUUUAUGUACAGUGAUUAUAAUUGCAACCAAAUCCUUAUUUAUAUGGUAAUUUGUACUGUUUUGUAUUGAUGGUAUUUUGUUGUACACAUGUUACUAGUAUGUGAUUAGAAUGAGUCCUAAGAUAUGUGAUUGUUACUGUCAGGGUUAUUUUUAUCUUCCAGAAGAUGCUAAAGGUCCUUUGGAAGAGAAGAAAUGGGAAGUUACUAGGUUAAUAUUAUCCAACAGAACUUCAGAGAAUUAAAUGUGCAAAAAAAACUCCAAACAA